Molecule: messenger RNA, 2413 nt
Organism: Papilio xuthus (Asian swallowtail)
Lineage: Eukaryota; Metazoa; Arthropoda; Insecta; Lepidoptera; Papilionidae
Gene: CysRS
Product: cysteine--tRNA ligase, cytoplasmic
Exons: 12
Coding region: 131-2299 (722 amino acids)
Biological process (GO): cysteinyl-tRNA aminoacylation
Cellular component (GO): cytoplasm
Molecular function (GO): ATP binding; cysteine-tRNA ligase activity
Source: RefSeq, a predicted model, not a curated record
UCAAUGUCAAUGUGUCGGUUGCACUUGCAAUGCAAGUAAGUUUAUCUCGGAAAUUUUAUUAUUUUAUACGUGGCAAUUGAUUUACUCAUAGUCUCAUAGGGUUUACCUUGUCCUUAUAACCUGUAUAAAAAUGUCUAAAAGAUCUCAACCUAUCUGGUCCUCACCCUCGGCGGCGGAAAGACCUGUGUUAAAACUAUUCAACAGUUUAACACGACAGAAGGAAGUAUUUGUUUGCUCUAAAGGAAAUAAGGUUAAUUGGUACAGUUGCGGGCCAACAGUGUAUGAUGCCUCCCACAUGGGUCAUGCCAGGUCAUAUAUAUCUUUUGAUAUAUUAAGAAGAAUUAUGACAAACUAUUUUGGAUAUGACAUAUUAUAUGUUAUGAAUAUUACUGAUAUUGAUGAUAAAAUAAUAAAAAGAGCAAGACAGAAUUUUUUGUAUGAUAAAUAUAUAAAUGAAGCUAAACCUCUAAGUGACACAAUAGAUGAUGCAACAUCUGUUGUAGAUUACUAUGAGCAAGUGGUCAAAGACACCGGAGACCCAGUUAAAAAGAACACUAUGCAGAAAAUGUUAGAUAAUGUUGCAUCUGCUGUGAAAUCAUUGAAACAGGCAGUGGAAAGUAAAAGUGAUGAAGAUAUUAUCAAAGCAAAAUGUGAUCUAUUAAAAUCAGCAAAAGAUCCAAUAUCCGAAUGGCUGGAUAAAAAGCUUGGCUCUACUGUCAAAGAUAAUGCAAUAUUUACAGCCCUGCCAAGGUAUUGGGAAAAUGAAUUUCAUAAGGAUAUGAAAGCAUUAAAUGUUUUACCACCAGAUGUACUGACAAGAGUGAGUGAAUACAUACCACAGAUUAUAACAUUUAUACAGAAAAUAAUAGACAAUGGUCUAGCAUAUGAGUCAAAUGGUUCAGUUUACUUUAAUGUGAGCGAGUUUGAUAGUAAAGAAAAACAUCAUUAUGCACGGCUUGUCCCUGAAGCAUAUGGUGAUACUAAAUCUUUACAAGAAGGAGAAGGUGAUCUAACCGAUGACACAGUUGAGAAGCGUUCUGCCAAUGACUUUGCUUUGUGGAAGAGCAGUAAGGCGGGCGAGCCGUCGUGGGAGUCCCCGUGGGGUGCGGGCCGGCCCGGCUGGCACAUCGAGUGCUCCGCCAUGGCGGCUGAUGUCUGCGGCGACAAGUUGGACAUACACACUGGUGGUGUUGACUUGAAAUUUCCUCAUCACGAUAACGAAUUGGCCCAAAGUGAGGCACAUUUUGAUAAAGGUGGUUGGGUAAACUACUUCUUACACACGGGUCAUUUGACCAUCGCCGGCUGCAAAAUGUCCAAGUCAUUGAAGAAUUUCGUCACAAUAUCUGACGCGUUGAAGAGACAUACCGCGCGUCAGUUACGUAUAGCCUUUUUAUUACACGGCUGGAAGGAAACCCUCGAUUAUUCUGACAAUACUAUGGAAAUGGCGAUACAGAUUGAAAAACUAUUUAAUGAAUUCUUCCUCACUGUAAAAGAUGCGUUGAGAAGUGGAUAUCACGAAGGUUGCGGAGGUCAGUGGGGGCAGGAAGAACAACAACUAGCUGCUAAGUUGAGUACUGUUAAGGAGCAAGUGCACGCUGCAUUGUGUGACAACAUCGACACUCGUAGCGCAAUAGACGCGCUGCGGGAGCUGGUGACUGCAUGCCACGUGUACUUGCGUGUGACGCCGCCGCGCCCCGCCCCGCUGCUGGCGGCGGCCGCGCGCUACGUCACAGACAUCCUGCACUUGUUCGGUGCAGUGGAGGGGCCACGCGGAGGGAUAGGCUUCCCUGUUGGAGAUGCUGAUGGACUCGGUUUGGAAGCGGCCGUGAUGCCGUACUUGGAGGCGCUGGGCACGUUCCGUGCACAGGUGCGCGAGGCAGCGCGCGCAGCCGCCGCCACCGACGUGCUGGCGCUCUGCGACGUGCUGCGUGACAGCGUGCUGCCCGAGCUGGGCGUGCGGCUCGAGGAUAGAACUGAUCGCACCGUCGUCAAAUUAGUGAGCAAAGAAGAAUUAAUGAAAGAAAGAGAAGAGAAGAAGAGAAUAGAGGCAGAGAAGCAGAAGAAGAAACAAGAGUUAUUAGAAGCGCAGCGCGCGAAAGAAGAACAGAAGAAAAUACCACCUAGUGAGAUGUUUAAACGAGAAGCAGACAAAUACUCAAAGUUUGACGACAAGGGUCUUCCCACUCAUGACCACGAAGGCAAAGAAUUGAGCAAAGGGCUUCUAAAGAAGUUGCAGAAGCUGCAGCAGGCGCAGGAAAAGAAAUACAACGAAUACUUGGCCUCGCUCAACACCUGCUGAUGACAUAGUUAUGUAUUUAUUUGUCUAGGGAAAUAACAUAUGCGGUACUCGAGUUGGCACGUGGAGCGCAGGAAUAUGUUCCCGACGUGUCAAAUUCAUUGCAGGGUACCAUAA